GGGGUCACCUUGAUUCUCAGGCUGGGUUCCUUCCCUUCUGCCAGAGGGAAGUGGCGGAGGAGGGAGACUGGGAAACGUGAAUGGGGGAGGGUGGGGACCUGGCAGGCCCCACCUCCAGGACCACAGGAGCCGCCCCAGCUCAGAGGCUUGCACUGCCCCGAUGGCUCCGGACCCCAGCAGACGCCUCCGGCUGCUGCUCCUGCUGCCGCUGCUGCUCUUCUGCUGCCUUGAGCCAGCCAGGGCUGACGGGAAUUCCCUGAACCCCCUGAAUCCCUUGAAUCCUCUGGUGUGGCUGUGGCCCACCAAGACCGACGAUCCCGUCUCCGAGCCCCAGAUCAGUUCACCUGUGCAGCUCACAGAGAACCCCACCACGCACGUGGUCCCCCAGGAUGGCCUCACAGAACAGCAGACGACUCCUCCCAACCCCAAGCUGCCCCUGGAGGAUCAGCAAGCUGGCCAGAGUGGGACCCCUACAACCCAGGUCACCCCCAUCCCCCCGACGGCCUCUGCAGCGAGCCCAGACAUGAAGGAGGAGAAUGUUGCCGGCGUUGGAGCCAAGAUUCUGAAUGUGGCUCAGGGCAUUCGGAGCUUUGUCCAGCUGUGGGAUGAGGACAUGGCUGCUGAAAACUCUGCUGGGAUGGAAGCCUCAGCUUCCCCCUUCACUACAUCCCUCCUCACCCCUACUGAGCUCUCCAGCGCCACCCAGGAGGGCGAGACCACUCUCUGGCUAAGCAGUGGCGUUCCAAGUUCUCCAGAUGUUCAGACAACUGAGGCUGGCACCCUGGCUGUGCCCACCCAGCCACCUCCCUCCCUGAGCAGCCUCCAGGCACCACUGAGAAGACCCUCAGUGCCACCAGCACCCCCAGAGACUGUUGCUGAGGAGGUGGGGCUGCUGCAGCUCCUUGGGGACCCUCUGCCCCAUCAGAUCUCACAAGUCGACGACCCUCAUGUCGGGCCAGCCUACGUCUUUGGACCGGACUCCAGCAGUGGCCAGGUGGCCCAGUACCACUUCCCUAGACUCUUCUUCCGUGACUUUUCACUCCUGUUUAGCAUUCAGCCAGCCACGAAGGCCGCAGGGGUGCUGUUUGCCAUCACGGACGCCGCACAGACGGUGGUCUCACUGGGUGUGAAGCUUUCGGGGGUACAAGAUGGACAGCAGAACAUCUCACUGCUCUACACGGAGCCCGGGGCCAGCCAGACCCAGACGGGUGCCAGCUUCCGCCUCCCUGCAUUUGUUGGCCAGUGGACACACUUCGCGCUCAGCGUGGAUGGAGGCUCCGUGGCUCUCUACAUAGACUGUGAAGAGUUCCAGAGGGUACCGCUUGCUCGGUCCCCACAGGGUCUGGAGCUGGAGCGUGGCUCUGGCCUCUUUGUGGGUCAGGCUGGAGCAGCUGACCCUGAUAAGUUCCAGGGGAUGAUCUCAGAGCUGAAGGUACGAAAUAACCCCCGGGUGAGCCCUGUCCACUGUUUGGAUGAAGAUGACGAUGAUGAAGACAGGGCAUCUGGAGACUUUGGAAGUGGCCUUGAAGAAAGCAGCAAGCCUCCCAGGGAGGAGGAUACAUCCUCAGCACCCAGGCUUCCCCAGCCACCCCCUGUCACCUCCCCACCCCUGGCUGGAGGCAGCACCACACAAGAUUCUAGAACAGAAGGAACGGAGGAAGAAACCACGGUAGAUUCUGUAGGAGCUGAGCCCCUUCCCGGCACAGAUUCAAGCAGUGCAUGGGGUGAGAAUGUCCAGAACCAUGGAGGUGACUUGAUCAAGGGAGGUCUCAAGGGACAAAAGGGGGAGCCAGGUGCUCAGGGCCUACCUGGCCCAGCUGGGCCCCAGGGUCCUGCAGGCCCAGUGGUACAGAGCCCCAAUGCACAACCUGUCCCUGGAGCACAAGGACCCCCGGGACCUCAGGGGCCACCAGGGAAGGAUGGCGCUCCAGGAAGGGAUGGCGAACCGGGUGACCCCGGUGAAGAUGGGAGACCGGGUGACACUGGGCCUCAGGGCUUUCCAGGGACUCCAGGAGAGGUGGGCCCCAAGGGUGAGAAGGGAGAUCCUGGUGUUGGACCUCGAGGACCUCCAGGACCUCCUGGGCCACCAGGACCCUCCUUCAGACAGGACAAGCUGACCUUCAUUGACAUGGAAGGAUCCGGUUUCAGUGGAGAUUUGGAGAGCCUCAGAGGCCCACGAGGCUUCCCUGGCCCCCCAGGACCCCCUGGUGUCCCAGGACUGCCUGGUGAGCCAGGGCGCUUUGGGGUCAACAGCUCCUACGCUCCAGGACCUGCAGGCCUUCCUGGUGUGCCCGGGAAGGAAGGGCCCCCUGGAGUUCCUGGGCCCCCGGGACCUCCAGGUCCUCCAGGCAAAGAGGGCUCACGAGGAGCGGCUGGCCAGAAAGGCAGUGCUGGCGAUGUGGGAAUCCCAGGACCCAAGGGGAGCAAAGGAGACCUUGGGCCUGUCGGUGUACCUGGAAAGACUGGCAUGGCUGGACCCCCUGGGCCAACUGGGCCCCCAGGACCCCCAGGACCACCUGGGCCACCAGGACCGGGAUUUGCUGCUGGAUUCGAUGAUAUGGAAGGCUCUGGGAUACCCUUCUGGUCAACAGCCGGAAGCUCCAAUGGACAGCAGGGACCUCCAGGGUUGCCAGGACUCAAGGGAGAUCCUGGAGUAGCAGGGCCGCCUGGAAUCAAGGGAGAAGUCGGAGCAGAUGGAGCCCAGGGCAUCCCUGGCCUCCCAGGAAGAGAAGGUGCAGCUGGGCCCCCGGGGCUAAAAGGAGACAAAGGGAGCCAGGGAGAAAAGGGAAAUCCAGGAAAAGAUGGAGUGGGGCUACCAGGCCUCCCUGGCCCCCCAGGACCUCCAGGGCCUGUGGUCUAUGUGUCGAAUGAGGAUAGAGCGGUAGUGAGCAUGCCAGGACCCGAGGGCAAGCCGGGGUACGCAGGCUUUCCUGGACCUGCCGGGCCGAAGGGUGACCUGGGUUCCAAAGGCGAGCAGGGCCCUCCAGGGCCCAAGGGUGAGAAGGGAGAGCCAGGCGCAAUCUUUGGCCCUGAUGGUAGAGCUUUGGGCCACGCCCAGAAAGGAGCCAAGGGAGAACAAGGCUUUCGAGGACCACCGGGUCCUUAUGGGCGCCCUGGGCACAAGGGUGAAAUCGGCUUCCCUGGAAGGCCGGGUCGUCCUGGCACAAAUGGAUUAAAAGGAGAGAAAGGGGAGCCUGGAGAUGCCAGCCUUGGGUUCAGCAUGAGGGGAAUGCCUGGCCCCCCUGGACCUCCAGGCCCCCCAGGUCCUCCUGGGAUGCCCAUCUAUGACAGCAAUGCAUUUGUGGAGUCUGGCCGACCUGGACUACCGGGACAGCAAGGUGUGCAGGGGCCUUCAGGACCAAAGGGUGACAAAGGAGAGGUGGGCCCUCCUGGGCCUCCAGGGCAGUUCCCCAUCGACUUCUUCAGUCUGGGAGCUGAAAUGAAGGGUGACAAAGGAGACCGAGGGGAUGCUGGACAGAAAGGAGAGAGGGGAGAACCUGGGGCGGCUGGUGGUGGAUUCUUCAGCUCAGGUGUGCCUGGACCACCCGGCCCCCCUGGCUACCCUGGGAUUCCGGGUCCAAAGGGAGAGAGUAUCCGGGGCCCACCUGGUCCUCCUGGCCCUCAGGGACCUCCUGGCAUUGGCUAUGAGGGGCGUCAGGGCCCCCCAGGACCUCCAGGGCCUCCAGGACCUCCAUCGUUCCCUGGCCCUCAUAGGCAGACUGUCAGUGUUCCUGGUCCUCCGGGCCCUCCUGGCCCCCCAGGUCCCCCAGGAGCCAUGGGUGCCUCUGCUGGGCAGGUGAGGAUCUGGGCCACAUACCAGACCAUGCUGGACAAGGUGCGUGAGGUGCCUGAGGGCUGGCUCAUCUUUGUGGCCGAGAGGGAAGAGCUCUACGUGCGUGUUAGAAAUGGCUUCCGGAAGGUGCUGCUGGAGGCCCGGACAAUACACCCACAUGGGACGGGCAAUGAGGUAGUGGCUCUGCAGCCCCCUCUGGUGCAGCUUCACGAGGGCAGCCCAUAUACCCGGCGGGAGCACCCCUACUCCACGGCUCGGCCCUGGCGGGCCGAUGAUAUCCUGGCCAACCCACCGCGUCUGCCAGACCCACAGCCUUACCCCGGAGUUCCACACCACCACAACUCUUACGCACACCUGCCGCCAGCCCGCCCCACACGCUCACCUGCCCACACUCACCAGGACUUCCAGCCAGUGCUUCACCUGGUGGCACUGAACAGCCCGCUGUCGGGUGGCAUGCGUGGCAUCCGUGGGGCCGACUUCCAGUGCUUCCAGCAGGCCCGAGCCGUGGGGCUGACUGGCACUUUCCGUGCCUUCCUGUCCUCCAGGCUGCAGGACCUCUACAGUAUUGUGCGCCGGGCUGACCGUGGGUCUCUGCCCAUUGUCAACCUGAAGGACGAGGUGCUAUCUCCCAGCUGGGACGCCCUAUUUUCUGGCUCCCAGGGUCAACUGCAGCCUGGGGCCCGCAUCUUUUCUUUCGACGGCCGAGACGUCCUGAGACACCCAGCCUGGCCUCAGAAGAGUGUAUGGCAUGGCUCAGACCCCAGCGGGCGCAGGCUGAUGGAGAGCUACUGUGAGACAUGGCGGACGGAGGCUAGCGGGGCUACAGGUCAGGCCUCCUCACUGCUGUCAGGCAGGCUGCUGGAACAGAAAGCUGCCAGCUGCCACAACACCUACAUCGUCCUGUGCAUUGAGAAUAGUUUCAUGACCUCUUUCUCCAAGUAGGGCCUCUGCCAGCUAGGGUGGUGGACAGAGGCGGCACAAAGGAUGGACACAGUGCAGGGAGCAUCUGGCCAGCGCCUGGGGCCUGGCUGGGCUACGAUCCUGUAUAGUUCACAUUUUAUGUAAUCCUCAAGAAAUAAAAGGAAGCCAAAGAGUAUAUUUUUUUAAACAUUUAAAAAUAGACUUCCUGCCCUUCCUCUCCCACUUGAACUGGUGGCCAGUCUGUGUCACAGAUCUCCCUCCAUGCUUGGUGGAGCUCUAUGGCGACGUCAGGCCACAGCUGGGUGUCAGCAGUUUGCUGCCUAAAGACCUGCAGACUUUCUCUAGCCUGGCAUCUUCCUGUGCACAGACCCUUCAAAAGGCAGUCACAUGUGAGUGCUGGGGACAGACCCUGGGACAGCACAGGGCAGCUGGGACUCUCCUCUCACACCACCUAGUUACUGCCUGUAGUCCAGGCAGGUAGUAACUGGGACCAUCCAUGCUGAUCAGCAGGAACCACCUCCUGCCUCCCCUACUCUCCAGGAACAACACUCCCUGCCAGAGCAGGUUUCCAAGCCCAGUACUCACUGUGACUCCCGGAUCUGAACCCUGUCCCCUGUCACUGUGCGUAGAGGACAGGAGUGUGAUCAGAUGUAGCCCACAUGCUUAUUUUGCUGGUGGCCCUACGUGACAUGGGGCCCACCCUCAGGCUUGUCUCUUGGACUGGCCUCCCUGGUGACCCAUGAGAUCCCGUCCAGAGCAGCACCCAAGCCCAACCAAGUCCGAGAGCCAGGGUCUGACAGCGCCCUGUCCUUCCCUGCCCACCAGCCUGAAGUCCACGAAUCUCGCAGCAGCUGUACGAAGCACUCGUCCUGUGGAGGGACAUGUGUGCUCAGGGCCACAAGUGGCCAUCAUAGCCACUGUGCCUGCCUCAGGCUCUAUUGUCCAAGGAUUGGGACAAAUCCAGUGGGGCUAGUUCUGUGACUCUGUGUGAUAUGAAGCCAUUUCAAAGAGGCACCAAAUAAAAAUGACCUUUUGUACAGA
This is a messenger RNA of Peromyscus eremicus (cactus mouse), 5755 nucleotides long. It is a transcript of the gene Col18a1, whose product is annotated as collagen type XVIII alpha 1 chain. Lineage: Eukaryota; Metazoa; Chordata; Mammalia; Rodentia; Cricetidae. The record is from RefSeq and is a predicted model, not a curated record. Bases 161 to 4735 code for a protein of 1524 amino acids. The transcript is spliced from 41 exons.